AUGGCAGAUAUUGCACGGGAAUAUUUAGAAAAUUCAUUGGAAAAUGAAUAUAUUUUAAACACGAACCAAGAAAGCAAUAGAAAUGAAAUAGAAACUCAUGAUAAGGUUCAAGAAUCGGAGAGCAAUAUGACACAUUCCUCGUCGUACGUGCUAGCCCGAAAUGACAGCCAACUCAGUGGUGAUGUGGAUCGCUGGAUAGGAGACUCUCCUACUGAAGUACCCUUACGUGGUAUCAGGGCUUCUGGUGUCCAGAGAUCAGCAUUAAUAUCUACACAAAACUCGCUCCUGAGUAACAGUUUCUGGUAUUUGGCUGCGCUGGUCCUCCCAUUAUUCAGUACUAAUUCUUUCUCCCAGUGGCAGUGUUCACCAAAUGCGAUUUAUAAUUCAGUUGGCCUACUAGUAGCGCAAUUGGGACGACUUUGCAGCCACAUUCGAUGUCAGUUGCGUCAUAUGUCCGAGAACACCCAUGCCAGGGAUCUUUUUGCAACCGCAAUGGAUAUUAUAUUAGUCGUUUAUGCUGUGGGUUUUCUUAUUCUAUCCAUGUACCAGGCUUCAUUAAUUGGAUAA
Messenger RNA from Pieris macdunnoughi, 567 nucleotides. NCBI's taxonomy places the organism in Eukaryota, Metazoa, Arthropoda, Insecta, Lepidoptera, Pieridae. The record is from the annotation of a GenBank genome assembly.